GAGAGCAAGGUUGUCCUUCCUCGGCCCCCGUUACAACAUUUAGGAAGGUUUAUGGAGUGGGCCAGAUUUGUCUUUGAUACGGCAGAGACCAUAACCUGGCCCAUUGGACUGAACUGUGGACAGGACUGAUGGCUCGUCGAAAUCGACUUCGCUCGGCGGAUUGAUAAAUAAAGGCUACUUCACCGUACCUUUGGGGGGACCUCACCCUCCCCUCAGGCAAAUCCGUCACCCUUCCCCUGUUUCUCUUCUUUCCAGCCGUACCUAAGCCAAAGCUGCCACUGCCAAGCUGUCAGACAUGUCAGGACCUUUGCCAAGCCGGGCGCGAGUGUACACAGAGGUCAACACUCAUCGCCCGAGGGAAUACUGGGACUAUGAGUCACAUGUUGUGGAAUGGGGAAAUCAAGAUGACUUUCAGCUGGUGCGCAAGUUGGGACGCGGCAAGUACAGCGAAGUGUUCGAGGCAGUCAACAUCACCAACAACGAGAAGGUGGUGGUAAAGAUCCUAAAGCCAGUGAAGAAGAAGAAAAUCAAACGCGAGAUUAAGAUUUUAGAAAACCUGCGUGGAGGUCCUAAUAUUAUUUCUCUCAUCGAUAUAGUAAAGGACCCUGUAUCCCGGACACCUGCUUUGGUUUUUGAGCAUGUAAACAACACAGACUUUAAGCAACUGUACCAAACUCUGACAGACUCCGACAUCCGCUUCUACAUGUACGAGAUCCUCAAGGCACUCGAUUACUGCCACAGCAUGGGAAUCAUGCACAGAGACGUGAAGCCACAUAACGUCAUGAUCGAUCACGAGCAUCGAAAGCUGCGGCUUAUUGACUGGGGCCUGGCAGAGUUUUACCAUCCAGGACAGGAGUACAACGUGAGAGUCGCCUCGCGAUACUUUAAAGGACCUGAGCUCUUGGUGGACUACCAGAUGUAUGACUACAGUCUGGACAUGUGGAGCCUGGGCUGCAUGUUGGCAAGCAUGAUCUUCAGGAAGGAACCAUUUUUCCACGGUCAUGACAACUACGACCAGUUGGUGAGAAUAGCCAAAGUUUUGGGAACAGAAGACCUCUACGAUUAUAUUGACAAGUACAGCAUCGAGCUGGAACCUCGCUUCAAUGACAUUCUGGGAAGACAUUCUCGUAAACGGUGGGAGCGCUUCGUCCACAGCGAGAAUCAGCACCUGGUCAGCGCCGAGGCUCUAGAUUUCCUCGACAAGCUUCUGCGCUACGACCACCAGGCCCGAGUGACCGCCCGCGAGGCAAUGGACCACCCGUACUUCUUCUCCAUUGUGAAGGAGCAGUCUGGUAUGGCUGGAUCAGCCAACUUUCCAGGCGAUAACUCCGCUGUUACUGCAGCCAGCAUGGUCACUGGUAUCUCUGCCUUGCCGGCCUCCACUGCCCUCGGCCCUCUCAGCGGCUCCACAGUCUUAUCGGCUAACACAAACUCCAUGAGCAGCCCGGUGGCCGCUGCUCCGCAGUGACAACCAGCGUAGCCUCUCCAUCCUCAGUCCAGCAGGACUCUGGCCGAAUGCGGAAGGGGCCAGAGCGGGCAGCUGCUGCGCCACAUAACCAUUUGAACAGGAGGCCACAUUUCUUUUUAUUAUUUUUUUAAAUAACUUUUUUGUUUGUUUAGGUUAUUUAUUUAUGUUACUUCUCCAGUAAGAUCCAAAAUGUUAACUUUAUAAGUGAAAUUAAAUUUUGUUUCAAAAAUGUA
This is a messenger RNA of Gambusia affinis (western mosquitofish), 1701 nucleotides long. RefSeq names its product casein kinase II subunit alpha-like. Gene Ontology annotation, molecular function: ATP binding; protein serine/threonine kinase activity. NCBI's taxonomy places the organism in Eukaryota, Metazoa, Chordata, Actinopteri, Cyprinodontiformes, Poeciliidae. The transcript has 13 exons. The record is from RefSeq and is a predicted model, not a curated record. Gene Ontology annotation, cellular component: protein kinase CK2 complex; nucleus; cytosol. Bases 296 to 1468 code for a protein of 390 amino acids. Gene Ontology annotation, biological process: protein phosphorylation.